This is a messenger RNA of Oncorhynchus masou masou (cherry salmon), 4716 nucleotides long. Its product is annotated as semaphorin-6B-like. Bases 634 to 3219 code for a protein of 861 amino acids. Lineage: Eukaryota; Metazoa; Chordata; Actinopteri; Salmoniformes; Salmonidae. The transcript is spliced from 17 exons. Gene Ontology annotation, cellular component: plasma membrane. Gene Ontology annotation, biological process: negative chemotaxis; positive regulation of cell migration; semaphorin-plexin signaling pathway. Gene Ontology annotation, molecular function: semaphorin receptor binding; chemorepellent activity. The record is from RefSeq and is a predicted model, not a curated record.
CACCAGCCGUGCGCAGCUACAUCGAGCACAAAAUAACUAUUGUGGGGAUAGAUGAUUGAUAACGCAACUGCUAUAGCGCAGGCCGGGAGACGGAAACAUAUGUAAUUGUCUUAUUGUACAGCUGGUUCAGUGACACUGGGUGCUGCAUGGAUUGUUAUUGCAAUCAGUCCUUCUACAUCAGCUACUUCAACCAGCAAUUACAAAUUACUUUGAUUCCGGACGGCUUGCCGAGGAGGAAUAUUGCUGCAGAGCUAUAGGGGAAUGCCAUGUGUCGUGGCCCGACAUAAGAAGCGCUUUGUGGUGUGUUUUCCACCGGGGACAGGUGGUGUUGGGAGGUAGCGGGUGUAUAUGAAAACACAACCCGGAGACAGUUGUCUUAAGGAUGUCACGCUGCCGUACAGGAUAUUUUUUUUUUGCCAGAGACAGAUGCGACAGAGAGGAGUAGGCUAGUAGUUUACAAAUUAGGUUAGGAUUAGGUUUGACGAAAACAUCGGAUCACUCUCUCCUCUUCUUACAUACUGGAUAUUAUUCCAGGGGAAAUCAGACUGUAGAGAGAGGCAAGAACUGUGUAAACGCCGCGUUCCGGGCGCACCCUUUACGCGACAAUAAGCGAGUCUGUGUUCUACUGCUGCCAUGGCAACCCUGGCCCCACCCUUCUUCCUGCUGUUUUGGCUCCUCCGAUUGGCCAGCGCCGCAUUUCCAGAGGAACCGGGGCCUCUGAACUUUAUACCCACUGAAGUGGUACGGCGGUACCCAGUGUUUCUGGGUCGGCCACAUCGUUCAUCCCUGAGACAGGAGACACUGCAUAUUCAGAGAGUUCUCAAGGUGAACCGGACUCUCUACAUUGGAGCCAGAGAUGACCUUUUCCGUGUGGAGCUGGACAAUGUGGCGGGAGAGGAGAUGUUCUACAGUAAGAAGAGAACAUGGGAGUCCAACAAAAACGACAUCAGGACCUGCAGGAUGAAGGGCAAGCACGAGGACGAGUGUCGGAACUUCAUGAAGGUUUUGCUGAGUCGACAAGGAGGUCUGUUUGUCUGUGGGACCAACGCCUUCAAUCCGCUGUGUGCCAACUAUACUGGAGACACACUGGAGAUGGUGGGAGAGACGGUCAGUGGCAUGGCCCGCUGCCCCUAUGACCCUAAACACGCCAACGUGGCUCUGUUCGCCGAGGGGAAUCUGUUUACGGCCACUGUGACAGACUUCCUGGCAAUAGAUGCAGUGAUCUACCGUAGCCUGGGGGACAGUCCUGCACUCCGCACUGUCAAACACGACUCCAAAUGGUUCAGAGAGCCCUAUUUUGUCAGUUCAGUGGAAUGGGGUCCUCACAUCUACUUCUUCUUCAGAGAGAUGGCUGUGGAGUUUAACUAUCUGGAGAAGGUACAGGUGUCUCGGGUGUCUCGGGUGUGUAAGGCGGACCUGGGGGGCUCUCAGAGGGUGUUGGAGAAGCAGUGGACUUCGUUCCUGAAAGCCAGACUGAACUGCUCCGUCCCUGGAGACUCCCACUUCUACUUCAACCUGCUCCACUCCACCAGCCCUGUCAUCAGGAUGCACGGCAGGGACAUCGUCCUGGGAGUCUUCUCCACCCCCGCUAACAGUAUCCCUGGUUCAGCAGUGUGUGCCUUCGACAUGGAGCAGCUGGCUGGGGUGUUUGAUGGGAGAUUCAAGGAGCAGAAGUCACCUGAGUCUAUAUGGACCCCUGUUCCUGAUGAGCUCAUUCCCAAACCAAGGCCAGGAGGCUGUGCCAUCCAGGGCUCCAGGUUCAACUCAUCCAAUGGUUUCCCUGAUGAGAUGUUGAACUUUGUGAAGACCCACCCCUUGAUGGAUGAGGCUGUGCCCUCACUGGGACAGAGUCCCUGGAUUGUCAAGACCAUGGUCAGGUACCAGCUGAAUAAGAUGGUGAUGGACACAGAGGCUGGCCCCUACCGGAACCGAACGGUGCUCUUCCUGGGCUCCAGCCGUGGGACCAUCCUCAAGUUCCUGAUCAUCCCCAACUGGGACAACACUGUGUCCGGCAGCAAUGUCUUCCUGGAGGAGCUGGAGGGCUUCAACCCUGACAAGUGUGGGGAGGACACUCCGCAGGCGAGGCAUCUGUUGUCCCUGACUCUGGACCGGGUGAGCCGCUCUCUGCUGCUGGCCUUCCCCUCUUGUGUGGUCAGGGUCCCUGUGGCACGAUGCCAGCUCUACUCACGCUGCAUGAAGAACUGCAUCGCCUCCAGGGACCCCUACUGUGGCUGGACCAGGGGAAGCACCUGCUCUUUCCUCAGGCCCGGGACUAGACUGCCGUUCGAGCAAGACGUGGAACGUGGCAACGUGUCCCACUUGGGCGACUGUGACGGUCUUCUUCAGGAGUCUUUCAUUGACGAACCAGACGGUCUGGUAUCCAUCAACCUGCUGGUCGUGUCUGCAGUCUCAGCCUUCGCAACAGGGGCGGUGCUGUCUGGCCUGGCUGUCUGCUGGAUCAUGAGUCAUCGCCACCGCCACCGCACGCGAGGGGCAGGAGCCAACAAUAGGAGCCGUAAAGGGGACAAAGAGCAGAACAUGCUAGGUCAGGGGCAGAGUGGCUCGGUGAUGAGUGUGACCCGUACCAGUGGCAGCGAGAGGACCCGGUCACAUUCCCAGGCAGACAACCCAUUCGUAACGCCCAAUGGCUGGCCUAAAGGAGAGAUAGACCCAGGCUUACCUACUCCAGAACAGACUCCCCUACAGCAGAAACGGCCUCCACCCAGUAUGAGGCUCCCAGACGGAGACUGGGACCAGAGUCAGACCUUCCUCAACUCAGUGGGCAUGCCCUGCCCAGCCAACUCAGUCAUCUACCUGAGCUCCAAGUUCCUGCAGGAGAGAGGGGGCAGGCACGAGGACCCAGGGAACGUGGGGCCCCCCAACACGGAGCGAACACGUUACCUGGUCCUGGCCAACCACCGGGAGCCCCACGGAGGACAACCCAGGACCACCCUGAGGAACUCUGCGGGCGAGUACAACUAUCCAGCCACACCGCAGGACUCCCCAGACCGCAGGAGGGUGGUCUCAGCCCCCAGCAACCAGAUGGACUUUGGGGAGCCCCCCCGCUGGACCCAUGAGGGGCUCAACUAUAACAGCAACAACGGAGUGCCCUACCACUCCCAGCGCCCGGGCCUGAUCCGGGCCAACCACCACGGCCUGGCCGACUUCAAUCACCUGAUGGGAAAGAGUGUGGGCGAGCAUACCCAUAGUGGCCAGUGAGAAGAAGAGUGCCAUGAACCCCCCUCUCUGAAACCCAUUUCCCCUCAGCAACUGGAAUACCCCUCAGACUCUCCCAUCCCAAAUCCUGCCCUGUCUGUUCUCUCUCACUGUCAUUCAAUGUUCUGACAUCCCCUGGCGCGUAGCCUGGCUGCCUGACUGACUGACUGAAGAGACUGGGCCACCAGAAUCCAGCAGCUUAGAGAGAGAAAGAAAGAGAGAGAGUUAAAGAGAGGAGGUUUUUCUCCUCAUGGCUACUGCUCUGCUCUCGCCCUGAGAGGUGCACCCCUCUGCUCCGUAAGUGGUUUAACCUGUGGAGCUGGGGCUGGACACAAUGAGACCAAUCUCAAGGACUAGUAAGCGGUGCAAGGGAAGGAACAUUUUGUGAAAAAGGAAUUUUAAAAAACGGGACAACCGCUUCACUGAUAAUUUAGCAUUCAGCUUCAGUUGUGAAAGGUCUCCUUCUACUAUCUUGUGCUCUGCAAGUCAUUCAUGUUGUGUGACAUUUUUAUUUCUGCUUUACUUUUGUGCCAGCAUCCAGGAGACAACCAUGUGUUUGUCCUUGGUUUUUAGGCCACCUCUAUCACUCAGCUCUAUCCGUCAGCUUGAGUUUGGUAGGUAUUAGCAAUGCCAGAGAACACUGAAUCACACAUUAAAGGAGAGGCUUCCUGUCUUAAUGUGAGCAUACAACACACUGGAGCUUCUCAUAGGAAUAAGCUUGAUAAUGAUGUCAACGAUUAUUCCCAUUGUGUUAACAAUCAUGGAAAAAACACACAUUUCUAGUGUUUCUGAAGCUCUAUUAAGUGUUUAUAAAUCAGACCGUGUAAUGAUUAUAUCCCCACCCAAGUCUUCAGCCCAGAACUAUCAACGACAGCACUGGACUUGAACAUGUCAAAAACCAGGAGGGAGGCGAUAUGAUGAUGGUACCUUCUCAUUUGAUAAAAAGUGGAGGGAACAAGGAAAGAGGGCAGAGAAUGGUAUGAGAACUCCCUCCCCCUCCCUCUCUCCUCCUCUGUCUCCCUCUCCCUGGGUCUGUGUGACCUGACCUGAAGCCGAGGCUGCCCGACCUGGUGGAGAGGAGAACACACAGCCCAUGUAGGGGAAUGUGAGCAUGGCUGUGGGAGAUAGCGGGUCCUGGACCCUGCCACUGGGGAGCUCCAUUCAGGCUCCUCUCCCUGACACUGAGUCUCUUUGUGCCCUGGGGCAGGAGGAGAUGGCUACAACAAAUAGCGGUUAAGAGUCAGGGCAGGCAGGACAAACCCAGCUUCCUAGCCCAGCGGAAUAUCAAUGAGGAAAGCAGCACUCCCCUGCCCGUCCCUCCGGCCCCCUCACAGACACGGGCACCGUUUGGGACUGGGGCUGAGACCAGGCAGGGUGGUGGGCGCACGGAUGGGUCGAUAGGGCUGGGACCAGGCAGGGUGGUGGGCCCACGGAUGGGUCGAUAGGGCUGGGACCAGGCAGGGUGGUGGGCCCACGGAUGGGUCGAUAGGGCUGGGACCA